This is a messenger RNA of Podarcis lilfordi (Lilford's wall lizard), 10884 nucleotides long. The record is from the annotation of a GenBank genome assembly. NCBI's taxonomy places the organism in Eukaryota, Metazoa, Chordata, Lepidosauria, Squamata, Lacertidae.
UGGAAGAUGGAUUUUCUUUAAACAGAGCCUGUCUCUCCACAAUGCUUAUUUGUUUUUAACAUUAUUUACACAUUGCCUUCUUGGGGCAGUGUACAUCUCUUUCCCACCCCGCUCUCUGCAAAGCAAGGAAGAGACUAUCAAAGCUGCUCAAGAAAACAUUAAGCACAGGCCUGUCGGCACUGAAAAUAAAAAAAAAGAAGCCACGUGGGCAUUGAGUUCCGGAGUCCUUUGCAGGAAGGGGGAAACCCAGCGGCUGAAAACAGAAGAGGUGAAAUUUGACUCUUUCUUUGGCGCGAGGGAGCCAUGGCUGUUGCUGCAGGGAGUCCCGUGCAAGAUCUCUGCGACGAAGCCACUUGCUCCAUCUGCCUGGAGUAUUUCAAGGAUCCAGUGACCACCGCAGAGUGCGGGCACAAUUUCUGCCGGUCCUGCCUGGUCCAGUGUUGUGGGGCGAGAGGCAGGCAGGCCUCCUGCCCUCAGUGCAGAAAAACAGUCCAGAAAAGGAAUCUCAUCCCAAACCGGCAACUGGCUCACCUUGUGGAAUUGAUCAAGAAGCUCAGUCUGGAAAAGGAGGAGGAGGAGGAAGGACGGAAGGGGGGAGUCUGUGAGAAGCACCAGGAGCCCCUGAACCUCUUCUGCGAGGACCAUGAAAGUCCUAUCUGUGUGGUGUGUGAUAAAUCCAAGAUGCAUGAAAAUCACAAGGUGAUUCCUCUGGAGGAGGCUUUCGAGAAAUACAAGGUAGGAUCUUAAAGUGGUGGGGAGCAGAGGGAUAGCUGUGGAUUCUUCUUCAGCAAUUUUCUUUAACUCUUUUUUAAAAAAUAUUUUUUAUUAGGGAUUUCAACAUAACAAUUUGUCAAAAACACAUCAUCCAAAAUUUUCCCCCGUUCCCCCCCCCAAAGAAAACCCCACCCUCGCACCCCACCCCCCAGACUUCCCUCAGCUCCUCUCUGGUUUCUUAGCACAUGUUAUUCUCUGCAUGUUAUAAAAUUGUAAAGAUCCUCAGUUUAUCUAUCUGUAUGUUACCAAUAAUUCUUUUUUAGUGUUUAUUCAAAACCUGCCAAGGAGUCCAGUUCCUUUUGUUGUUUCUUUAAAUACUUCGUAAAAGGUUCCCAUUCUUCUUUAAAGUCACAGUUAUCCUUGUCACGUAGUUUAUGUGUAAAUUUCGCCAAUUCCGUGUAGUCCAUCAAUUUCUCUUGCCACAGUUCUUUAGUCGGGAUUUCCUCAUUCUUCCAUCCUUGUGCUAUUAAGACUCUUGCCGCCAUUGUCACAUACAUGAUGUUUUUUAAUUUCCUUGGCAGGUCUUUUCCUACAAUCCCUAACAAGAAAGCUUCAGGCUUUUUUACAAAUGUUAAUUGGAACAUUUUCUUCAACUCAUUAUAUAUCAUUUCCCAUUUUUUUAAAAUUUUACUACAAUCCCACUACAUAUGAUAAUUUUCUUUAACUCUUAUGCCUGAAUUAUGCAUGGUAUUAAUUGCCUGAAUGCAGUUUCCAUACUUAUUGUUAAUAAUAAUAAUAAUUAGUAGUAGUAGUAGUAGUAGUAGUACCCCGUCCAUCUUCCUAGGUUGCCCCAGCCACUCUGGGCUGCUUCCAACAUAUAUAAAAACAAAAUCAAAGAAUACACCUUUAAAAGCUUCCCUAUACAGGGCAGCCUUCAGAUAUCUUCUAAGGUUACAUUAUGUAAAAAGCAGCUGAGGAGAAGCCUGAGGGCUGGCUGGGAGGAGGGAGUUUGGAUUCUCUCUUUGCUAGGGUACCAAAAGGAGCUUCCCUUGAAAUGCAAACAGCAGCUUCGGAGAUUUAUGUUGCCACAAUGGCAGGAAGAGAAAGUGCUUAAACUAGUGUUAGAAACUCAGAUAUAUAAGCUAGGCGCCAAACGGCUCCGUCAACCGGGGUCGGAGUCACCAAAACGGAAUGCCUAGUUGCCAUUUUGGGGCCAGGCAGCUCAAAAGUCGUAAUUGUCAAUAAUACUAUUUGGUUUCUGAAAUUCAUUCUGAUUUUGCAGAUAAAAUAUAAUGGAUAGAAUUCUACAGGAUGUGUUGCUAGCUAGUGUGUGAAAACCGUCAAGAUCCAAGGAUCCCCAGGCAUGUACCUCCAGACAUCAGGCGCCAUCCUGGCACCCAGGCAUCUUGGUCGCAAGUGGCCAAUAGCCAGGUGCAAAAUAGGCCUGACACCUGGCAAAUUUUGAACACUGCUCUAAACUCCACAUGUGUUUUGCUGGUUGGUAGCAGCCUUUUGGUGCAGAAACCACAGAGGUGGGGAAAUGAGAUUAGACAAAUCACAGAGCAGGAGAGAUCAGACAAAUCAGUUGUUUUACUUUGUGUCUUUUUUGCUGAUUGGCUGCAGCCGUUUCAGGAAACAAUAUGGAGAGAGGGGGAAAGAAAGCAGACAGAUCUCACAUUAGAAGUAAUUUCAUAGGAAAUAAUGGUAAGCAUACCCUCAUUAUGCGAACGCUCACCCAAUGAACGAUUUCCAGGGAUCUAAUUGUGUUUGGGAAGUGGGACCUGUGUGUACAACCUCUACACUGUUUUGUAACUUUUAUUAUUUUUGUUUAUUCUUUUGUCUGUAUUUUUUUAUUUUAUGUUAAUAAAAAUAAUAACAAUAAAAACUUCUGGAUGGCAGCAGGUUGGCAAGGACUGCUAAAAAUGCCCCCCCAUACUCAUUUUUUUAUCAAGACUUCUUCAUUUAUAAUUAUUUUUAAAAUGCAAACAUUAACUGUUGCAUUUUAUAUCUUCUCAAAAAGAAUUUAUAAAAUAGAAGUGGGGGGAGGACUACAAAGCUACAAACCAUUACGUGCAAGGCCUUCAGAAACUAGAAAUCAGCAAAAUAGUCAAUUCCUCUCUCCUCCUCUCUCUAGCUAACCUGAGUUUUUUUCUUUUCUCUUUAGGGACUGAUUUGCAGCCGCCUGGAGAUUCUGAUGAAAGAGAAAGAGAAAAUUAUGGCCUAUCAAGCAGCCCUGGACAAGGAAAGCCAAGACCUUCUUGUAAGUAUCACUAUUAUUAUUAGGCAGGGAGUGAGUACUUUAUGAAUCAAGUCAGGACUGAGUAGGGAUGGGCAAAUCUGUCCAUUUCGGUGUCUUUCCAUUUCUCAUUUUUCCACAAUAGUUUGUUUGUUAGCUUGUUGUUGUUUUUAUAUAAAAAAACAUGCUGAAAAUUAAUAAGAUUUAAGGGUGGAUUUCUCCGUAUAUAAAUAUAUAUCUUCAAUUUCCCUAUAUAUUUGCAAUUUCCCUAUAUUUAAAAUUUAAAAUUUUGCAAGACAAUCUUCCCUAAUAUCAGUGCUUUUUUUCUAAAAAAAAUAUGUUUAGGGGUACUCUCAUUUUCCUAUUCAUAUUAAAAUACUGCCCCACAAUGAGGCCAAACUUAGAUUCACAAAAUGUUUAGGGGUAUGUGUACCCCCAGAAAAAAGCACUGCCUAAUAGUAUUCAAUUCUCUCUGUUAUUUAUAUUAAUAAAUGCAUAUUUAUUCAUACUUCACACACACACCCCCAUAUAUGCAUUUCUGUAGACACUACCUGGCUGGGGUAACCUUGCAAAACUUGGAGAAGUGUGAAUUUCAGGGGAUUGCUGUGUUUUGAAUGCAAACUGAAUUGAAUUUCUUUCCCAUUUGGCAGCCCAGCUGUACAGAACAUAGAUUGCUUGAGACAGUUACUAUAAAAAUUGUUAAUGAAAUAUGUUUCUGAAUGUGCCCGCUUGUUCAUCUGUAAGAGACGCAGGCCAUAUUGAAGCUUUAAAGUAAAUUGGGGAGGUGAAUGCAGGUGGUAUUUUGGUCUAAACCACUGAGCCUCUUGGGCUUGCCAAUUGCAAGGUCAGUAGUUUGAAUCCACCCAAUGGGGGUGAGCUCCCAUUCCUCUGUCCCAGCUCCUGCCAACCUAGCAGUUCGAAAGCUUACCAGUGUCAGUAGAUAAAUGGGUACCGCUCUGGUGGGAAGGUAAACGGCGUUUCCGUGCGCUCUGGUUUCCGUCACGGUGUCCGGUUGUGCCAGAAGCGGUUUAGUCAUGCUGGCCACAUGACCCGGAAAGCUGUUUGUGGACAAAUGCCGGCUCCCUCGGCCUGAAGCAGAAAUGAGCACUGCACCCCAUAGUCAAAGGACCGUCCAGGGGUCCUUUACAUUUACUUUUACCUUAAAUAGGGGAGUGCUGGGCAUGGGCAUGCUAGCUCUGCCAGCCCCCCCUCCUCCAUUUUUGUUGUUGUCGUCUUUGUACUCGUGAAUGGCACAGGUUGGAAGUGAAGAGUAUUUUGUGCCCAUGGAGGCUCUCCGAACAUCUUAGAACCUUGAUUAUGCCAAAUAUGAAAUGAUGCAGGGAACCUCCAUGUCCAGAAAAAUGUUCCGUGCUUUAGGGCUGUUGCUUCCCACAAAAUGGAAGGCAACAGAAAUGGAGACGGCAAAUAGAAUGUGUUCAUCUCUGCCUCCCCUGCUUCUUCAGCCACUGGACGUUUAUUUCAUGUCUAUGAAAAGUCAUUGAAAGUGCACUUCCUGCGGAGAUCUCAUAAUUUCCCUCCUGAUGUCAUGAAGACUGGCCGUAUUUCAGAUUCUGGUCUCUGCUUUUCCUCCUGCUUCUUGCAGAAAUUAACAGAAACCGGGAGGCAGAAGACAGUGGAGAAGUUCAGACAACUGCAGCAGUUUCUCAAAGAACAAGAAAAACACCAUCUGGAUCAUAUAGAAGAGGUGGAGAAGGAGAUUGCAAGGAAAAGGAAUGAGCAGCUGGCCAGGCUCUCCAGGGAACUCGCCCAUCUUGAAAAGGUGGUCCAGGAAAUGGAGGAGAAGCGUCUGCAGCCAGCAAACGAACUCCUGCAGGUAAGAUGGUGGCAGGAACAGCCCAAGGACAAGUCUGCAGAAAUUUAUGUGCCUCCUUAAUUUAAGCAAGUCGUAAAAGAGCUUAGUGGAUGGAGUCUCUAGUCCAGUCUCUUAUGCACAGGUGCGCCAACAGACCUGGGAUGUUUUCCUUACCUUAAUGCAAACUAGAGAUUCUUCUGCGGAGUUGAUGGAACCAGGUGUUGUUUUUUCCUCCUUGCUAAUAGUUUGCCUCCUAAUGCCUUCCAGUUUGUCAGUGCUGUCUUCAUGCCCUGUAGUGGGCUUCCCAGAAGCUACUUUGGCCACCUCAGAGCAGGCGUCAGCAAACUUUUUCAGCAGGGGGCCAGUCCGCUGUCCCUUAGACCUUGUGGGGGGGCCGGACUAUAUUUUGAAAAAAAUAAUAAUGAACGAAUUCCUAUGCCCCACAAAUAACCCAGAGAUGCAUUUUAAAUAAAAGGACACAUUCUACUCAUGUAAAAACAUGACCCAGAGAUGCAUUUUAAAUAAAAGGACACAUUCUACUCAUGUAAAAACAUGCUGAUUCCCGGACUGUCCGCGGGCCGGAUUUAGAAGGCGAUUGGGCCGCAUCCAGCCCCCGGGCCUUAGUUUGCCUACCCAUGCCUCAGAGCUUACCAAAAGUAAAAUGAAUCAAAACAGAUGUGAGCUCCAGCAUUGAGCACACUUUUUUUGACAUCCCAAGGGGGGUGGGGAAUUCCACUGAACCCACACUUAAAGGUGAACCUGCCUCAUUUGCUCUUUAUACAUCAGUACACAAACUGAGUCACAACCUUCCAUCAACAUUUGCACUUCUAUGGACUUUCCAAGGCAGCUCUCCAGCCAGGUAAUGUGUACAAUUCAACCAGUUGCAGAAAAUUGUCUGAUUUAGCCGUUCCUACCCCAAACUGACAUCAGAGGGCCAGAGUGUUCCUCCAUUGCAGGGUCUGAGGUGUCUUCCUAGUGUGGCCUGUGGUGUGCAGUGAUUUCCAUUCUCUUUUCCCUAUAGGAUGCGAGGAGCACCUUGCAGAGGUAAGUGGAUCCUGCUCAUUUCCAUUAGCAUCGCUCCAUAAGAGUGGGAAAAGUCACAUAAGACCACUGUGGGGGAGAUAAUAGGAUUUCUACCUCUGAAAUACACAAGGAUCUGUGGGGGUUUAGGGGUCCUGGAGUUUGUUUUCUGUUGUCCCUUGCAUAGAGUCCCUUGGAAUUGCUCCUCAAACUUCUCCUGGAUACGAUCACAGGCUAUCCUGCUGAGCAGGUCAUGAAUGACCUCUUGGGAAAAUAUCUUUCUACCAUAAGGGUUUUUCAUUUUAUUGAAGUUGCAUGGAAAAUUUCAGAGACUGCCAUGAUGGGGCCUUUCAGGCAGAGGUGGUUUUCGAAUGAAGUACAGUGGUACCUCGGGUUACAUACGCUUCAGGUUACAGACUCCGCUAACCCAGAAAUAGUACCUCAGGUUAAGAACUUUGCUUCAGGAUAAGAACAGAAAUCGUUCUCCGGCGGUGCGGCAGCAGCAAGAGGCCCCAUUAGCUAAAGUGGUGCUUCAGGUUAAGAACAGUUUCAGGUUAAGAAUGGACCUCUGGAACGAAUUAAGUACUUAACCCGAGAUACCACUGUACUGCCAUUUCCCCUGCUAAUUUUUGUUUUACUUAUUUAAAUUGUAUAAUGUUGUUUUGUAUUGGCCUGGAUGGACUUUUGACCAAUAACUUGGUUUGCUUGUACAUCUGUGGAAGGUCUGCCUCAUCCUCUGAGAUCAUUUGGUUCUAGAGCAGAGGUUAUCUACAUAUCAAAGCAAGGUAUCGCCAAGCUCAAGAAACAAAUGCUUUGAAUUUACUCUAAGGGAAAGCUUUUCUCCUCGCACACGAAACACGGGAAAUUUACUGCAGUUGCUCUGCAGCUCUGUCUUGGCCACUUCACCAGGUGUGAUAUAUCCCCAGGCGGGGGGAAAUCUCACAAGGAAGAGAGUUAGCGGUGUACCUUUGUUCCUGAUCCUGUAAUUUGUAACUUCAAUGUGUCACUCCGGUUCAGGAGAGAGGUUAUAAGGAACAUUUCACGUAUAUGAACAGCAGCAACCAUCUUUUUUUCUCUACACCUUCCCUGGGGACAUCUAGAGAAAGAUGCUGUGCUGUCACCAGGCACUCAGAGAAUUCAUGCCCCCUGAUAUCACAUGAUGGUGCUUCUUCUUUGAGUAAAUAUAAGCGGGGAGACUCAGAGGCCUGUGGUUGCUGUUCUGGUCCUGAAAUGUCUGGCUUAGUGCAGAAGAAGAAUCUUUCCCUGCUGUGCCUCCCUGUCUGCAGCUCUCUUCCUCUCUCUCAAUUCCUUUCUGUGGAUUUGUGGAAUUGUGGAUUUGAACAGACUCAUAUUGUGUUUCUUUUCACCAGGUAUGAGAAAAGAGAGACGUUGGUGAAUCCACUGGCUUUCCCUCCAGAGCUGAAGGGGAGAAUCUCAGAAUUCUGUGAUAUAAAUCCCCUCCUGGAGGAUGUCAUGAAGCAAUUCAAAGGUAAUGAAAAAUGGCGCCAAGGGUUUUAUAUUGGGCAUAUAUUACAGGCAACAACUAAUUUACGUGGGACCGUGACCACGUGCAUCACCGCAACCCGGAAGUGACCGGAAAAGGGGCAGGGGUCAAGAACGUAACCCCUGUGCAAAACGGUCAUUGCCUAUAGUCCAAAGCUGUUUUGUAUUUUGUUCUCAUCACAGACAUGGGUACCACCAGGAUACCUUCCUUCUUGGUGGUGCAGCCAUUAUUUUAUUUCCCCCAAUCCUUCCUCAUCAAACCAAAUCAAAUCAAAUCAAAUUUCCAAUCCUUCCUCAUCAAACUUCGCUUCUCCUUAUGUUUCACCAUUUUGGCUUUAAUGAUUCCCCCCACCACUUUACUUGGGUAAAAUGUUAAGGCUGUCUCCAUCUCCCCUCUGUAUCCUUUUAUGGGGUUCCUAUUGCUCUGCCCCCCCCUUCCAGUCCUCCAAUGUAGAGCCCAAUUUCAGUGACAAAGUUCAGAGACUAGCAGGAUUCAUGCUGAAUAUUUUUGUUCUGUUAUUUGUAAGCUUGUGUUAUGUUUGCUAAGUUUUAAAGCUUUAGUUAUUUCCAUAGAUUCUUUCUAUGGUUUUCUUGUUUACAAUUAUUUUUUUCUACUAGUUUAUCUUUUCCUUAAAUUAUAAUAAUGCUACAUUAUGAAGCAUUAUUUUUGUAUGGAGAUUUAUUUCAGGUGGAAGAGAGUCGCCCUUACACUUAUAUCUUUUUGCUUCCUCAGAUGCUCUGUUAUUCAGAGAACAGCUUCAAGAAGGUAAAUUUCCAGGGAAGGAACAGGAGGAAUGGGGGACUGGUGUUUCAUGGGUGUUGAACAGUCUGUUCUUAGACUUUGGAACCAUCAGCAAUAGUGUCAACAUGUCUAAAAUUUCUGGCUUUAAAUAGCCUUUUCCCACCUGUUUAUUUCUGGCAGAUGUUCACCUUUUAAAAGAUGGAAAUUGCACUGCCAUCCAGUAUAGAUACCCAUUUCAUUCAUGGAUUCUGAAUAAUUUCAUUCUGCCAUUUUCCAGUAUGGUUUACCAUUUUUGAUUUUCACAUAGAAUCAGAAUAGUUUUAAUUCAACUAGUUCAACCUCCUGCAGUGCAGCUAGACAAGUUGGCUGUUUGAAUUUCUUAGUCAUACAGUUUUCUCAUUAGUAAUUUGUUCUAUGAUUUAAUCUUUUGCUUGAAAUAAGGAAACAACGGAUGAUAAGUUAUGAAGCAUUGUUUUGUAAUGUUUUUUUUAAUUUUUAUUUUAGAUAUAGCUGUGUAGCCCUUAAACAUUAUAUCUUUUUGCUUCCUCAGAGGUUCUGUCAUUCGGAAAACCUCAGAAAGGUAAAUUUCACAUGGAGUCCCAAAUUCAUGGGGUGGUGGUGGUGUUUCGAGGGGUGAAAGUGUCUGUGCUGCAGAAAUAUGUGGGUUAUGAGUUCUUUGUGGUGCAAGUGGACAUUAUUGUCUUGGAAGAUGUUUAGUAGGGCCAAUUCUGGGGUGAUUUCUAAUACUUGCUUAGUUAUUUUACAUAUUUCUUGUAUGGCUGUUGUCCAGAAUAGUUGGAUUUUGGGGCACUCCCACCACAUAUGGAGGUAUGUGCCUGUGGAGGUGCACCCUCUCCAGCAUUUUGGUGUGGUUCCUGGGCGUAUUAGCGCUAGUUUUCUUGGUGUUAGGUACCACCUGUAGGUGAGUUUCAUUCAGAGUGAGUUCUUUUCGUUGGUCUUUACCGUGUUGACUGAAUAAAUCAUACAUAAUAACUUUCUUGUUUCUUUCCUGCCUCUUAGUGCCAACAGGGUGAGGGGGAGAGAAUUCCUCAAGCUUGACACCCCCAAGAUUCAGAGGCAGCCUUGUAAAUAGCCACAUUCCCUGUUAGAGCCUCUUAUAGCCGAAUCUUCCCCCGAUGUCAGGACUCAGGAAUUGUAGAUAUCUUGGUUCAAUCUUAUUUUGCGGAACAAACCAUUAAAUAUGUUGUUAUUAUAAUUUAUUAAAUUUGUAUGCCACCUUUCAUCUGUAGAUCUCAGGACUGUUCACAACAUUAAAAAUAUAAAGGUAGAAAAUACAGGAUAAAAACAAGAACAGAAAUCAAUAACACCCCACCCCACCCCACCCCACCCCAAACACAUUUAAAAGGGUAUCUGAUGUUGAGAAUUGGAUUGGUGGCGAAGUGACACCGUGUGGUGAGAAUAGAAACACCAGGGAAAUUACAUUUGUUCAUUUGCUCCUCUUCUCAGAAACAAAGGAAUACAAUUUUGUCUCCCUCACUGAGAGGGAACCCUUGAGGCAGCAUUAGUUCUGCCUCCAGCUGAGGCAGAAUUGGGUCCACAUUGACACUCUCCCCAGUUCUAACCAUAUUGAGGGCAUUAAAGGGUCCAUGACUGUUCUCUGCCCAUCUAAACUGGCUGUCCUCAUUCGCCAUCCCCUGGGAGCCCUAAAUAGCCAAUUCACACAAGAGUGUGUCAGAGGACGGCAGUUUCCCUUCUCUUCUAACCUCUCCCUCUCCUUGGCUGACACAGCAGAGCUGAAAUAAAAAAAAUAAUGGGGGUUUUUACUCGGAAGAUUUGUGAAUUGACAGGAAUGUCACAAUAUAGGAAGUAUAUUGAAUAUAAAAAUAACAAGGAUGCUUUUUAUUCGAAGUUUAUUCUGAUGAGAGUCUGGAAGAAGGAGAGGAGGGUCCUAACCCUAAACGCAAUGCAAAUAAGUCCUGUUUUUAUGAGAGGGAAUCUGGUUCCUGGGCUGUUUCUUGGAUCAGGAUGUCCGUCUCCUGACUCUCGGCUGAUUCUGCCUCUCUUCUCUUUCCCUCAUCUUCCCCCCAACAGCAAAUGUCACUCUGGAUCCAGACACAGCCUAUCUCAGGCUCAUCCUGUCCGAGGAUCGGAAAAGUGUGAGACUGGGAGAUAAAAGGCAAGCCCUGCCCGACAGUCCUGAGAGAUUCAACAAUUGUACUUCUGUGUUGGGACGUGAGGGAUUCACAGCAGGCAGACAUUUCUGGGAGGUCACUGUGGGAAGCGAGGGAUGGUGGACUGUGGGGGUUGCCAGGAAGUCUGUGAAGAGAAGGAGCUUUCUUCCCUUCAGUCCUGAGGGAGGAAUCUGGGCUGUGGAGAAGUCUGAAAGCAAGUACUGGGCCUGCACCUCCCCUGAUGACCCUCCUCUGUCCCUGAGUGGGGACCUCAAGAGGAUCCGAGUGACUCUGGACUAUGAAGGGGGACGUGUGUCAUUUUUUGACGCUGACUCAGGAGCCGAACUCUAUACAUUCUCAGGAGCCUCGUUCUCUGGAGAGACCCUCCUCCCUUUCUUUUGUCUGGGUGGAGGUAAAACACAGCUCAGUAUCUCCUGAAGACACUAUAUUUGCCCCACAGGCCCAGCAGAAGUUUCUCUCCUGACCAGAAUGACUGCUAUAAAACCAGCAUUUCCCUCUCAAGUGCAUUUUUUGGCAGCUUUUCUGGGACCCUUUGAGAGGAUUCGUUCUAGUCACAAUCGGCACAAGCAACAAAACAAACAAAAAUUGCUGCUUUUCCCUUCCCUUUCCCAGAAUUUCCUCUGCAGCGGAGUUUUUUAAGAAAAAGAAACACCUGAACAUUCCCAAUAAAUAAUCUUUUCCCUCAAAAGCCUCCAUAUCACGA